Messenger RNA from Melitaea cinxia (Glanville fritillary), 1093 nucleotides. RefSeq lists its product as uncharacterized. Lineage: Eukaryota; Metazoa; Arthropoda; Insecta; Lepidoptera; Nymphalidae. The record is from RefSeq and is a predicted model, not a curated record. The transcript has a single exon. Bases 1 to 1062 code for a protein of 353 amino acids.
AUGGCUCCUUUACUCACCAUGAGAACACAAUAUUACUUGAGAGCAGUAAUUGACUUCUAUUCAAUUUCAGAGAGAGCUGAAGCAGUAUUUUCUGAAAUAGAAAAGAAUAAUGAAUCCCAAGAAAUAAAACAUUUAUCUGAAGCCAAGGAUAUUGAAAACGUUCUCGAAAAAAUCGAUCAAAUAGUGGAUCUCGUUGAGAAAUCUCGAAAGAAAGGCAUCCUUACCACAGCAGAAGCUGAAGAAAAGUAUGACGAAAUUGUAGAUACAUUAGAAGAUUUAAUAGAAAUAAUAAAAAUACCGGAAAAUGCUCACACGUUUCUUACCAUAAAAGGCGUAGAAAAGAUUUUAUCUCUUAUUGUAGAGACGGGCUACGAGCGCUUAAAGAAGCAAGUUUUGAUUGUAAUCAAAACACUAUUUAACGUCGCACCUUCAACAACUACUUUACUAAUCCCAGUACCUGUAGUCGAUAAAUUACUAGAUAUCUUCGAGCAUGAUCCAAAUUUAGCUCUCAAAACUCACGCCAUUGAUAUUAUGUAUGUUUGGUUACCAAAUAACCCAAGAGUUCAAGCUCGUGUGAUGAAAGUAAAGGGAUUAGAACCUUUCUACGAUCAAGUCUCAAAAUUAGAUGCGUCUGUUAUUUAUACUUUGCUUGAUCUAUUUAAUACCAUUUUAGAAGAACACGUCAGAGCACGUAAUGAUACUUCAUUUAAGAGUCACUCAUUAGACAAGAAACUAUAUCAACAAAUAGGUCUUAUAGAAAGAAUGUCGACACCCCAAGUUUGCACUGGUCUACUAAAUAUUUUUGAGAUAAUUCUGCCUUUUAAAGAUAAAAAUGAACAAUUCACCAAAGUAAUAAUUGAAUUGAUGAAAAAUAUAAAACCUUUUUGCUUAAAAAUGUACCUUAACAAAAGUCGACCUUUGAGAAUAUUUAAAGCGCUUAAAAGUUACUUUGCUGACAAUAUGGGUGUGUUUGUUAAGCUAAGCUUUGAUUCGACAGAAGUGAUGAUGCUUUUAGAAGAAUACUCUAAGAAGUUAAAUGAUAAUGCUAGGGAUGAGUUUUAAACGUUAUAUUCAAUAAAGUAAACAAAACAUA